AUGGGACCGAGAACACUCAUCAAAGUAACACUUGUCGGUUCAGGCAAUUGGGGCUCAGCAAUUUCCCUUAUCAUUGGGAAAAAUGUGCAGAAGUAUAAUGAUGUGUUUGAUCAGAAAAUACGCAUGUGGGUUUAUGAAGAGGUGAUCGAUGGGAUGAAACUUACUGAAGUUAUCAAUACACAACAUGAGAAUAUCAAAUAUUUACCAGGGAAAAAGCUUCCACCAAAUGUGGUGGCUAUACCGGACUUAUUGACAGCUUGCAAAGACAGUGAUAUACUUAUAUUUGUAAUCCCUCAUCAGUUUGUGGAAAAUGUUUGCCACCAGUUGAAAGGUCAUCUAAAAGAAGGUGUUCUUGUAGUUUCACUUAUAAAGGGUUUCAUGAUUCAGAAGAAGAAGGGUGGGAUUCGUUUGGUUACUGAAGAAAUUCGGGAAUUGUUGAAUGUUGAUACGGCUGUUCUGAUGGGUGCAAAUUUGGCUCCCGAAGUAGCAAAUGAAGAUUUUUGUGAGGCCACUAUUGGCUGUAAAGAUCAAGGGGAUAGAUGGUCUAUACUACAAAGAUUGUUUGAUACGGACAAUUUUAAAAUUGCUCUGACGGAAGAUGCAAAUACCGUUGAGUUGUGUGGUGGCCUCAAAAAUAUUGUGGCGUGUGCUGCAGGCUUUGCUGAUGGUCUUGGCUAUGGAAGUAAUACAAAAUCAGCUAUUAUUCGGCUGGGACUUAUGGAAAUUACUAUCUUUGUCGAACUGUUUUACCAUGGCUCGAAUAUUCGGACAUUUUUUGAAAGCUGUGGUGUGGCUGAUCUCAUAGCAACAUGUAGUGCCGGCAGAAACCGUAAAAUAUGCGAAGCUUUUGUUAAGACAGGAAAAUCAAUCAAAGAAUUGGAACAGGAGAUGUUGAAUGGACAAAGUGCUCAGGGUCCUUUGACAGCUGAAGAAGUCUAUCUUAUGUUAAAGAAACACAACAUGAUUUCAAGAUUUCCUCUAUUCUCGGCUGUACAUCAGAUAUGUCAAGGACAGAUUUCCCCAGAUCAUCUAGUAUUCCAUCUUCGUGAAUCUCAAAGCUCGAAUUGA
Messenger RNA from Acanthocheilonema viteae, 1068 nucleotides. The record is from the annotation of a GenBank genome assembly. Lineage: Eukaryota; Metazoa; Nematoda; Chromadorea; Rhabditida; Onchocercidae.